Molecule: messenger RNA, 1588 nt
Organism: Carya illinoinensis
Lineage: Eukaryota; Viridiplantae; Streptophyta; Magnoliopsida; Fagales; Juglandaceae
Product: transaldolase-like
Exons: 7
Coding region: 101-1420 (439 amino acids)
Biological process (GO): carbohydrate metabolic process; pentose-phosphate shunt
Cellular component (GO): cytoplasm; intracellular anatomical structure
Molecular function (GO): transaldolase activity
Source: RefSeq, a predicted model, not a curated record
GCGUGGCGUAAUAAAACUAUAAAAACAUCUCACUCUCUGUCUCAACUACCGCCUGUCUCUCUCGGUUCUGCCUAUUCCAGUCUGUAUCCUUUGAUCUACCAUGGCAACCAUUUCCAGGCUCCCCACACCGAGUCCUGCGCCUUCUGCCUUGUCCACGCUGAGACCCAGAUCUUCUCAGCCUAAGAUUUUGAUCGGCUUCUACAGCGGAAGCACUUUCAACGCCAAAGUUUCAUCUUCCAAGUUGGCCGUUCGGAGUAACCCUGCUAUCAGGGGCCCUUUGGUUGUCAGAUGUUCCCAAGUUGGAAAUGGAAGUCCAGCAAAGAGAACAGUUCUUCAUGAUCUCUACGAGAAAGAAGGGCAGAGUCCAUGGUAUGAUAACCUCUGCCGACCUGUUACGGAUUUGCUUCCUCUGAUUGCAAGUGGUGUUAGAGGUGUAACUAGCAACCCAGCGAUCUUCCAAAAAGCAAUAUCGUCUUCAAAUGCUUACAAUGAUCAGUUCAGGGAACUUGUUCAAUCGGGUAAAGACAUAGAAUCUGCGUACUGGGAGCUCGUAGUGAAGGAUAUUCAAGAUGCAUGCAAACUUUUUGAGCCAAUAUAUGAUCAAACAGAUGGUGGUGAUGGAUAUGUUUCUGUUGAAGUUUCUCCCAGACUUGCUGAUGAUACUAAGGGGACUGUAGAGGCUGCAAAAUGGCUCCACAAAGUGGUUGAUCGCUCCAAUGUUUACAUAAAGAUUCCUGCUACAGCUGCCUGUGUUCCUUCAAUUAAGGAAGUUAUUUCACUUGGCAUAAGUGUCAACGUGACACUCAUAUUCUCUCUUUCUAGGUAUGAAGCAGUCAUCGAUGCUUACUUGGAUGGCCUUGAAGCUUCGGGGCUAAGUGACCUCUCCAGAGUUACUAGUGUUGCUUCCUUCUUUGUCAGUCGAGUUGAUACCCUCAUUGACAAAAAGCUUGACAAGAUUGGAACCCCAGAGGCCCUUGAUCUUCAUGGAAAGGCCGCAGUUGCUCAAGCAGCCUUGGCAUACAAGCUCUACCAGAAGAAAUUUUCUGGUCCAAGAUGGGAAGCUCUGGUGAAAAAAGGUGCCAAGAAGCAGAGGCUGCUGUGGGCCUCAACCAGUGUUAAGAAUCCUGCUUACCCUGACACCUUAUAUGUGGCUCCUCUCAUUGGACCUGAUACGGUUUCAACCAUGCCCGACCAAGCUUUUCAGGCAUUUAUCGAUCAUGGUCUCGUUUCUAGAACAAUUGAUUCAAAUGUAUCCGAAGCUGAAGGCGUUUACAGUGCACUCGAGAAGUUGGGCAUCGACUGGAGCAAUGUUGGCUCGCAGCUCGAACUUGAAGGUGUGGAUUCUUUCAAGAAAAGCUUUGACAGCCUGCUGGAUACCCUGCAAGAGAAGGCAAACUCUCUUAAAUUAGUGAGCCUGUGAGCCUUGUGGUUUCGCUUAUGACAUGUUUAUUGUCUGAUCUUUACGUUAAUAAAACUGGUGGGCGCCGUAUCCCGCUGUAAAUGUAGUUGAGGGGACUGAAUUGUAAGACGAUUAUGAUAUAUUCAUGUAUGACUAUGCUUCGUGGGAAUGUAAGGUUUGAAGGAUCAA